AAAAACUUGCUAGUGAAACCACACGGGCAGAGAGUACAGAAACUUCCUUCAAAACAGUUAAACAGAAUUAUGAAGCUGAAAGUACGUAUCGUCGUCCAUCUACUUAUAUGUGGGGCAACCUUCAUGCUUUUAAGCAAAUGGUAUUACAGCAAAGCAUUAGAAAGUCCAGAAGAUCAGAAAAAGAUGGUAGAUUGCAGGCUUCUAUUGAGAGGCAAUCCUGACUAUGUCGAAAAGGUUAGCUUAAUAAAACAAAAUACAGAUACCAUUUAUACUCUGAAGAAACUUUUAGAAAAUUGUUCCAAUUUCUGUCUGUUCCAUGGAUAUUUUAGCAAACCGGCUACUCAAAUGGAGCUUGAUUACCCAAUUGCAUUUGCCAUCAAAAUGUAUGACAAACCAAAGCAAUUUGAAAGAUUACUAAGAGCAAUCUACUUGCCACAUAAUGUUUAUUGUAUCCAUGUUGAUGCGAAGACUGAUAACAAUACAUUUGAACUGAUAAAAAGCAUCAGCACUUGUCUACCAAAUGUUGUACUUGCAGAGAAUCGAAUAAAUGUUGUAUAUGCUACUUUUAGGCAUUUACAAGCUGAAGUAGAAUGCAUGAAGGCAUGCAUCAAAUCCAACGUAAAAUGGAAAUACUACAUAAAUCUUACUGGUCAAGAAUUUCCAUUGAAGACAAACCUGGAAUUAGUUGAAAUUCUGAAGAUUUUCAAUGGAACUAACGAUAUUGAAGCAUUCAAGCACCCCAAACAUUUAGAUUGGCGUGUAAAAUAUAAAAUAAAAAUCAAUGAGAAAUCACUGAGUAAAACAAAUGAAAGCAAACUACCAUUGAAAUAUCAAAUACCGUUGUAUAAAGGAAGUGCUUAUGGGAUGUUUUCACGAGACUUUGUUGAAUUUGUCUUAGAAGAUGAUGUUGCAAUGACCAUUUUUAAUUGGCUGAAUGAUACAUACUCACCAGAAGAAAAUAUCUGGUCAACUCUUAAUUCCCUAGAAUUUGCCCCAGGUGGCUCUGGUGGCGUUGAAAUCCGACAUGAUAAACAUAACUUUGUCUCAAAAGCUGUUAUAUGGGAUUGGGAUCCAGUUAAAUGUUCCGGUAAAUCAAAACGUAGUGUUUGUAUUUAUAGUAUCGGAGAUCUUCCAUGGCUCACAAGCUGUCCCCAAAUAGUAGCCAACAAAUUUGAUGAAGAUACCGAUUCUAUUGUCUUAGACUGUUUAGAAGAGUGGUUAACAAACAGAAGGCUAAGCCAAAAUGGUGAUCAGCUCAACUGGUACUAUUAUCGUAAUCUUCCACAUGUCAGGCAUAAUGCAAAACUCAAAGAUAGUGAAAAAACAAAAGAAUUCCUGCAAAGCAAGAAAAGAAAAUGGCUUUUGCAACAAGAACAAUUUCUUAAACCUGUGACAAAGAGACAGAAUAUCACAGCUGUAAAACAAUGAACAAGAAAGUCUGAGAGAGUUGGAAAAUGGUAGCAUCGUUAAAUUUAUAAUUCACUAACAAGCAGCUACUAACAACAACAAUGAUAAUAAUUUUUCCCAGUUUUGGUACAAGAUCUAUUCUGCCUCCUGAAAACUUAACUUUUGUGUCCAAAAAUUCAAUGUAAAUUUUAUGUCAGCCUGAGUUUUUGGCAUAACAGUCACAGAAACACAAACAAAAAGUCAAUAAAACUAUCGAGUGACAGAGUUAUUUGGGAAGCCGACGUCAUCCCACUUUUGCCUCCACCGCCGCCCCGAUCAUCCACAUCAUAUUAUUCGGUCAAAUCCGAAAUACUAAUUUUUGAAGAUAAAAUGGAUUUGUACUGAUGAAGGGGAUUGCUGGAAACAAGCAAAUGCUUUUGUAAGUCAUUAUGCCAAACACAGUUACAGUGAAUCAUGAUUAAAGGGAAUCGCGAAUGACAUGACUAAGAUUAGCAAAGAAAGGGAAACUUUCAGGCAUACUUUUAGCAAACAAAGUAAAAUGUGUGACAGAAUUCCUUCAGUGAUUAACUGGCACCGCCGAAAUGUUGCUGGCAUUUCAAAAGUGUUACAUGAAAAUUACCAACAUCUUGUGGAAGAAUAUUAUAAUUUCAAACUAAUGUUCCAUGUCACCUAUAGUAGCUUAUAGAGAGAAUAAAAAUGUGAGAGAAUUAUUAAUCUCUACUUCUGACUCCAAGAAAACCAACAUUGGAGUUUCUGUGCACUGUACCUUGAAAAACAGCUGCAAUAGAGGUAAGACCUGUUCAUUGCGCAACAACAUGAGUCAAGUGAAUUCCAUCAGGAAUCAUAACAGAAAUGUUAUGAUUUAUACAGAAGGUGGAUCAUGUAGAGAUUCCCAUUUGGUGUAUGCAGCAGAAUGCACGAAACACAACUUGAUUUAUGUUGGUUGUACAACAGAAUAAUUAAACAAAAGAUUCAGUGGGCAGAGAUAUGACGUCAGGCACAAUAGCAGUAGUUUGACCGAACCUGCCGAACAUUUUGCAUCAAACAGCUUCAAUUUUGGAAAAGACUUGAAAAUGCCUCUUCUC
Octopus sinensis (East Asian common octopus) is the source of this 2492-nucleotide messenger RNA. Its product is annotated as beta-1,3-galactosyl-O-glycosyl-glycoprotein beta-1,6-N-acetylglucosaminyltransferase 3-like. The record is from RefSeq and is a predicted model, not a curated record. Bases 70 to 1428 code for a protein of 452 amino acids. Gene Ontology annotation, molecular function: acetylglucosaminyltransferase activity. Lineage: Eukaryota; Metazoa; Mollusca; Cephalopoda; Octopoda; Octopodidae. The transcript has 2 exons. Gene Ontology annotation, cellular component: membrane.